Messenger RNA from Sabethes cyaneus, 2532 nucleotides. It is a transcript of the gene mAChR-B, whose product is annotated as muscarinic acetylcholine receptor gar-2. The transcript has 2 exons. Gene Ontology annotation, cellular component: membrane; synapse; dendrite. Gene Ontology annotation, molecular function: G protein-coupled serotonin receptor activity; G protein-coupled acetylcholine receptor activity. The record is from RefSeq and is a predicted model, not a curated record. NCBI's taxonomy places the organism in Eukaryota, Metazoa, Arthropoda, Insecta, Diptera, Culicidae. Bases 1 to 2532 code for a protein of 843 amino acids. Gene Ontology annotation, biological process: adenylate cyclase-inhibiting G protein-coupled acetylcholine receptor signaling pathway; G protein-coupled receptor signaling pathway, coupled to cyclic nucleotide second messenger; chemical synaptic transmission.
AUGGAAUUAGGCGAGAAUGGAUUCGAUCCAGUACUUCCUCCGUUCGAGAUGUGGCAAACGAUAUUGAUAGCGAUAUGUUUGGCGAUUUGCAUAAUACUUACCAUUGGUGGGAAUAUUUUAGUGUUACUGGCAUUUAUAGUUGACCGAAGUAUUCGACAGCCAAGUAAUUACUUCAUUGCAUCUCUUGCCGCUACUGAUAUGCUUAUAGGAACUGUCUCGAUGCCGUUCUACACUGUGUACGUUCUCAUGGGUUAUUGGGACCUGGGUCCAUUAUUGUGUGAUUUAUGGCUAUCUGUAGAUUAUACUGUAUGUUUGGUGUCACAAUACACUGUUCUACUCAUCACAAUUGAUCGUUUUUGUUCGGUAAAAAUUGCUGCUAAAUAUCGAAGCUGGCGUACAAAAAAUAAAGUUAUCUGGAUGGUGACAAUCACGUGGAUCAUACCAGCUCUAUUAUUUUUUAUUUCUAUUUUCGGGUGGGAACAUUUUGUGGGAUAUCGAGAUUUACUUCCUGGAGAAUGUGCUGUGCAAUUUUUAAAGGAUCCUAUUUUUAAUACUGCAUUGAUUAUUGGAUACUAUUGGACCACGCUGGUAAUACUGUUUGUUUUAUAUGGAGGAAUAUAUAAAACAGCUUACGAUAUGCAGAAGAAGAGCGAAGCUAAACAGCGAAAAAUGCAAUCUAUGGUGGCAUUGGGGAAUGCCAUGACUGGUUUGGCAGGUCAAACUGGAGGGAUUGGAAUCUCCAAAACACAGAGCACUUUAUUGAGUCAAGAUAAACCACUGCCAGUAACAUCUGCAUCAAACGUAAUCAUUCCUCCAGUACUUUCGUUGACUGUUAAUCAGCUUCAGAAAGAAGAAACAUUGUGCAGCAAUAAAAGUUCUGAUUCUAAAUUGAAUAAAGAACAGUGUGAUGAAAAUAAAAAAGAUGAAAGAGAAGGAGACAAGAGUGAGCGCUCAAGUAGUCCAGCAUUUGAUUCCGAUGAUGAGAGCUCGGCUCAGAAUAAGCAACAUCAAGAUGAUAUGAUAAUUACUAAAAAAAGAACCUCUUUAGCUGGUUUGCUAGUCGGAGCAUCCGCCACUGUUUUGUCUAACAGAUAUAACGGGGCUGUUUUGGAAAAGCCUAUAAGUGUGCCUGUGUGCGAUUCGGUAAAAGCUAAAAGAUCACCAAUUAGUCAAACAAAAAAUGAAGGAUUACCAAAAAUUACUGAGACGAACCUGAUUGAUACAGAUAAUACAAAUACGAAUUCUCACGUUAGUCCCCUAAAGCCAACCCCAAUACAAUCCCCUAUCUCACCUAUUGACAUCGAGCCACUGGUAAUUGCAAAAUCAGAGAGGAUUGCCGAAAUUAGUCAUACUAUUCUUACACCACCAUACGGAUUUCAGGAAAGUCCAAUGAUCUCUGAAAGUUCACCGUCCAAGUCUGACAGGCCACAUAGCUUAAUGAGUCAUGGCGAUUCGACUAUCACCUUUGAUGCAGUAGUUGGAAUGGAUGGUGCAGAUCUUCGUUUCAUGGAUGAAAGUUCAGUCAUGGUUUCUUCACCGCAGUAUGAGAGUCCACCAUCAGCUUUUGCGAUAAUACAACCACGGUCCCCUGCUCACGGCGUAGGGCAAAAUAUCGCUAAUCCUUCUCUAUUGCAAAAAGCUCUUAUUCGAGCGACUGCUCAGUCAAAGCAACCUCCACCAACUGUUCUUUUGCGAUCAGUUGACGUAUUUCCACUUUCGCCAACUGGACAAUUGAGCCAAAAUACGAUAGCUCAUGCUACACAAGCAAUGAAUAAAUACUGUGCAACGGUCACCGUUGUAUCUCAAAACUCAGAUAGAGCAGUAACCGUUUUAAAUGAUUCUGUUACGAACAAUCCUAAUAUUGUGCCCGUCUCUCAAGUAUCUGUUAAGCCUGAGACCGCGAGUCCUAAAAUAAUAACACAGUCGAGACUCCCGGAUGAUCCGUUGGCAACUGUGGAGCCAAAGAAUACCACGUCGGCAAUUGUUUCAGGUGAGGUACUGGCGCGUACUGCAAAAUCGACUGGUAACAGUAGUCCAGCGAUGGCUGUAUCGUCAGAGCAACCAAACGUUCCAACUAGUAACACUACCGUACACACGCAAGUUUCGUCCUCCACUAAUAAUACACCAAGCGGUACAACGAUCGCUCUUAAUACCCGUUUAGAACGGCAAGCUUCCAGCAAGCGAGAUUUCAUUCGAUCGAUCGGUAAAAGACUGAAAGGAAACAAAAAAACCGAUCAUGUAGGAGCAAUGGGUCGACAAAAGUCCAAGUCGGAAAAUCGGGCUCGUAAAGCUUUCCGGACAAUUUCUUUCAUUUUGGGAGCAUUUGUAGCUUGUUGGACACCAUAUCAUAUACUAGCGUUAGUGGUAGGAUUUUGUUCGGAUCCACCUUGUAUUAACGAACACUUGUUUAUGUUUUCCUAUUUUUUAUGCUACGCCAAUAGUCCUAUGAACCCUUUUUGCUAUGCUCUCGCUAAUCAGCAGUUUAAAAAGACUUUCACUAGGAUUUUGCGGGGCGAUUUACACAUGACAUAA